Molecule: messenger RNA, 1056 nt
Organism: Abrus precatorius (Indian licorice)
Lineage: Eukaryota; Viridiplantae; Streptophyta; Magnoliopsida; Fabales; Fabaceae
Product: protein DA1-related 5-like
Exons: 2
Coding region: 1-1056 (351 amino acids)
Biological process (GO): defense response to fungus
Molecular function (GO): ADP binding
Source: RefSeq, a predicted model, not a curated record
AUGGCUAUGGAUCGAGAUACUGUUGUUCGAAAUUUGGUGGGUGAACUGUUGAGUGCUGUUUUGGAAACGAAGGAAAGGGCUGUUAAAUUCAGACCCACCCUGGAACAUUUGGAAGGUAUUCUCAAAGCAAUAGAACCAUCGGUUAACCAGAUAGAUUUGGAUCGGCCAGCGGAGGAAAUAGAGAAGCUGAUGAAGAGUUGGACAAAGCUUGUUCUAAAGGGCAGUAAAAUCAAGUGGUGGAAUUGUUGUUAUGUGGCCAAUUACCAAGAGGAGCUUGAAGCAUUGGAUGAGAAUAUUAAAAGGUUGUUUGCUUUAGAUAUGCUACGUCAGAUACAGAGGAAUAGCUUGGAGCCCUCGCGGGACCUAAAGGAGAUACAUCUAAAAAUUAGAGAUUUCGUUCCGAGAAAGACUGAGUUAAGGGGCUUGUGUUCGCCUCCUGAACCCCCUGCUUUUACCGUUGGCUUGGAAGUUCCUUUGAUGGAAUUGAAGCUCAAGUUUCUGCAGGAGCAGGUUAGCGUCUCCGUGGUCACGAUCACCGGAAUAGGAGGUUCGGGGAAGUCAACAUUAGCUAAAGUCUUAUGUUCCGAUCAGGAAGUCAAAAGUACGAAUUCCCACCAACUAUUAUUGCUGUUGGUACUGUUGGAAUUAAAUCAUAUGUGGGUGCUUUGGAACCAAAAGUUAACCGAUGAGUUGAGUUUAGCUCUUUUGAUCCCCGUCCCUGUCAACAACAGGACGGGUAAAUUCAAGCAAAACAUCUUCUUCAUCACAGUUGGGAAAACACCCAAUAUGCGUACCAUAGCGCAGAGACUGUUUGAACACAAUGGUUACGAUGUACCAGAGCUUCGAAGUCCCGAAGAUGCCUAUAACAAAUUGGAACAUUUACUAAAAGAAAUUGGGAGAAGCCCAGUGUUGGUGGUCUUCGAUGACGUUUGGCCAGGAUUUAUGUCUCUUCUUGACAAUUUUUUGUUCCCAAUCCCAAACUACACGAUUUUAGUGACAUCAAGAUUCGCAAUGUCGAGAUUUGGCCCUCCAUAUGUGUUGAAACCCCCUCAAUGA